AACGUCUACCUUGCAUGUCAGCUGAGAGAAUGGCAACAGAAGACGACUUGCUCUUUCCUCAAAACAAGGAAUAUACCUGAUUGUGUCAUCGACCAACUAAAAGAAGAUAAGGUGAGUAUAAAUGUAAACUUUCAUCACACUAAUAUAGCAGUAUAGGCUAUAGAAUAGCUAAGCCAUAUUUGCUAGUGUGUGUAAAUAAGCUAGCACUCACAACACGUAGACGUUUCUCAUUGUAACAAGAAACUUUCUCAUUUGAACGAGAAACUUUCUCGUUACAAUGAGAAACACGUCCCCCCGUCCCAUGUACCUUUAGGGGCUCCGUAGGAUUUCCAUUAAUUAAUAAUAAUAAUUUUUUUUUUUUAAAAAUCACAAAGUAUGUGAUUUAUUUAUUUUUUUUAAGUUUUGGGCUUAGUUUAAUGGCACACUAUACUGGUAGAAAUUGACUAAGUUAUUAUGAAUAAGGAAGUGGCAACUCUGCCGAAUGGCCACUACAUGGAAUAAGGGCACUUUGUACUUUAGUGGAGGAGAGCCAACUCAUGCCAGAAAGUAUAUGCCCCAGCCCUCUUUCAGCACGGGAGUAGUUUUUAGCACUACCCAACAAAUCCGGCUAGCUGAGAUGGUGAAAAAGAGACUAAUCGGCCAUUCAUAAAAACAAUUGGUGAACACCGCACACUUGCGCGACAGUGCAGUCAGGUUUGAUCGAGUCGCUUAGUGGGCGGCAGCCUUAACUCUCAUAGGUGCGUGUAUAUAUGGCGACAUUGUUGUGAAUCAACACCAUCACAAGUGGACGUUAGUCACCUGAGGUGUCCGGCGUUGCUGUUCUACAAUUAGAACAGUCAGACUCUGCCUCACCUAUCCAAGAGCGAUUCACAGGCCAGUGUGCUCACCCCAGGGAGACCCGGCUAAGAGGACACCACCAAGACCGAUGGUCACAGGGCCAUCCGUCAUCCUCACCGGUCCCCAACAAGGACACAGGGACCCCACCAGUGCCCCCCUAGGCAAAUACCAUCCCCACUGAGCGCCCAGCAUGCUGAACUACCGCUAGUCCCCCACCCACCCCUAGGAGCGCAAGAAGCCCCACACGACUGUUCUCAGGACCCCUAAAACACACCAGGAUAGACUCCAAAAAAGCCUCCAAAAAAGUGGUUCCUUUGUAAGAAGAAUAAUAAACACCAUAUUGCCACUUAUAAUAGCUGUAUCAAUGUUUGCUUUUUGAUCAUCUUAAAACCAUCAAUUCAAUGCAUCUUUUUAUCAAAACAUUUGGGGGCCUGGCAACAUUUGGUCGAAAACCCUGGGCAAUACAGGAGUUCAUCAGUCCAGUCAAUUUUUAUGUCAGCGGCUCUUCGACUUCCUCAUUUGCCUGAGUGUUGCUUCCUCUUUCGUUUACUGUUUUUCAGAGUGAAGCUUCAAAAAGAGUUUGGUAACGGUUAACAUAGACAAAAGAAUUCUCGCAUAACGGACUUUAAAAACGGAGUAACAUAUCCCUGACAAAUUAGUUUGUAUUCAUCUUAGAGUCAUUGUGUUUGGGGUUGGUGAGACUUGCACAAGAUGGGUGAGUACAAGAGAAAGUACAUUACUUGUUGAAAUACAACAACCUGAUAAUCUUUUCUCUGUCUGCAGCACCUGCGUAUUCAUUCAUGGAUGUUUAACAAAACUGCUUUUUGCAGUUGUGACAAUAUCUGUCGAUGAGUGUAGUUUACAUUCUGUGUGCUUGAGUGUGUACGUGCGCCUGUGUGUGUGAAAUGUCUGGAGACACCAGCACCCUGUCUUGGAGGAGCAUGUCUCCCACCGGCCCCUCGAAGACCCCAGGCAUGUCUCCCACAUCAACUAUUGGCAGGAACAGCAUCUUCCCAGUGAAGAUUAUCAAAGUGUGUUUCCUAAGCAACGGUUUCAACCUCGGCAAGAACUUCAAACUGGUCCGCUGUGACGAAGGAAUGACAGUCAGGGAUGUCAUCAGCAUUGUCCUGUCCGGUGGCUGCAUGGGCCCAGGCAUAAUACACACCCUUUGUUACGGUCUGCUCCUCAAACACCUCAAGUCAUCGGAGAUACACUGGCUGCACCCAGACCUGACCAUGGCUGAACUCACCCAGCGAUAUGAGCAGCAGCACCUGGAGGCUGAGUGGAGAUAUGACCUGAGGAUCAGAUACAUUCCAUCAGACUUCUUGGAAAAAUUCCAAGAGGACAGAACCACCAUGCUCUACUUUUACCAGCAGGUACGCAGUGACUAUAUGCAGCAGUUUGCCUCUAAAGUCAGUGAUGGAAUGGCUCUGCAGCUUGGCUGCUUGGAGAUUAGGAGAUUCUACAAAGACAUGAAUCCAAAUGGACUGGAGAAAAAGUCCAACUUUGAGCUCUUGGAGAAGGAUGUUGGGCUGGACCUGUUCUUUCCAAAAGAGUUGAUCAACAGCAUGAAGUCAAAGCAGCUGCGUCGCAUGGUCCGGCAGACGUUUCAAGGCUAUGGCACGCUGAACCAAGAGCAGUGCAUGGCCAAGUUCUUCAGCACUCUGGCUCAAUGUUACAGCUAUACACAGGAGAGAUUUGCCUGCCAGCUGGUGCACGGUUGGCGUGUAACCAUAGACCUGGUCAUCGGAGCUGAAGGUAUCAGUCAACAAACUGACAACUCAACACCUGUCUGCCUGGCCACAUUCUCUCAGGUCAGCAGUAUCUUGUGCUCUGCAGAAAGCCACGGCCGAGCUCUGCUCACGGUAUACAUAGAGGGAACCAAGCAGCCUCUUUCAGUGAGUACGGCGUCUAUGGCUGUAGCAGAAAACAUGGCUAACCUAAUUGACGGCUUCUGUCAGCUGGAAUGCUCCACUCAGGGCUCGCUUAUUAGCAGGCCAAGCAAAGUGAGACUGAAACUGCCUGACAUUCCUAAACACAAUGAUUCCACUGGACCCAAGAAAGUUUCAGACAUUUAUGCUGAGAUUGCUGAAAACACAAUGGACCCAUGUGAAAAACACAAGAUCUCCCAAGAUGAGAUAAUUGUAGGUCACAUCCUGGGUGAGGGCUUUUUUGGAGAGGUUCAUGAUGGUGUGUAUAAAGGCCAGACAGGCGAGACGAUCCGGGUGGCCAUCAAAAUCUGCAAGGACUGCUCAGCAGCCGUGAAGGAAAAGUUUCUUAGUGAAGCUUCCUUGAUGAAAAAUCUGGACCAUCCCCACAUUGUGCGCCUGAUUGGAGUCAUUGCUGCUGAUCCAGUCUGUAUUGUCAUGGAACUCUAUGAACAUGGAGAGCUGGGGAAAUAUCUGGUGGAGCAGAAAUAUGUCCUGACAACAGCAACAUUAAUCCUGUACUGUCUACAAAUCUGCAAAGCCUUAGUUUACCUAGAGGGCCUCAACAUGGUGCACAGAGAUAUAGCGGUGAGAAACAUCCUUGUGGCAUCUCCUGACUGUGUCAAGCUUGGUGACUUUGGUCUCUCUCGCUACAUAGAUGACCAGGAGUACUACAAAGCAUCUGUUUCACGAUUGCCAAUCAAAUGGAUGGCACCAGAAUCCAUCAACUUCAGACGGUUCACCGUUGCCAGUGAUGUCUGGAUGUUUGGUGUGUGUGUGUGGGAAAUCUUCUCCAUGGGCCGGCAACCAUUUCUCUGGCUGGAAAACGGACAGGUGAUCACUCAGCUGGAGUCUGGUGUCCGACUCCCCAAGCCACUGUUGUGCCCGCCCGCCGUCUACUCUCUGCUGACCAGUUGCUGGGCCUACGAGCCGUACAUUCGUCCCAGCUUCAGCCAGCUUGUCUGUUCCCUGAGGGACAUUCUCAAAAUUGAGGAGGCGGAUACGACACACUGCAUCUCGUCUAUCUCGCCACUGGACCCUGACCACACUGAGCCUCCCCCAAAGCCUUCCAGAGUCGGCAUCACUUGCCCUCAUGUCACACACAUGCAGGAAACAGCCUGGCAUGUGCCAGUUUGGGAGAAGGAGCAAGUUGAUUACACUCUACAAAGGCAAAGAAGAGAGAUGGAGAUGGAUAGACAGUGGCUAGAGCAGGAGGAGCAACAACUGGAUCCUGCCGUGCGACAAGCGUCAAACACCAAGCUUGUGGAAAAAAAUCCGGCUGCUAAUCCUCCACCAACAUCCUCAGCACCUUCCGACGUCACAUGGUCUCGUCCUACAGCCGAAUUGGACCGAUCAGAUGAUCAGGUUUACUCCAGCGUCAUGGCGAUAGUCAGACAGGUGGUACAGCUGAAGAAUGAGGUCAACAUGCUGCCCGCCUCGGCGUAUCCCAACGCUGUCAAAGCAGUUGGCAUCUCUCUGCGAAGCUUGAUUCAACACGUUGAUGAUGUCAUGCCUUCCCUGCACAGCUCAGUUACAAGCGAGAUCGUAGGCACGAAGAAGCUGCUGAACAAGGACUUGGGGGAACUAAUCAAUAAGAUGAGACUGGCCCAGCAGAACUCGGAGACAACUCUGAAGGAGGAGUGCCAACGACAGAUGCUUGCUGCUGCACACACCCUGGCACUGAACUCCAAGAACCUGCUGGAUGCAGUGGAUCAGGCCCGGGUCAGGGCCAAACUGGCCAUGCCGAGGCAGGAUGAGGACAGCUCGGGGGAUUGAGGGGUUUCGGUUAUUUGUUCCAGUGUACAGUGUAGUACAUACACAAAAACAGAACUAUGGGAUGGAGAAAUAAAUAUUUGUCUGACCUGAA
This is a messenger RNA of Phycodurus eques (leafy seadragon), 4632 nucleotides long. RefSeq names its product protein-tyrosine kinase 2-beta-like. Bases 1743 to 4541 code for a protein of 932 amino acids. The record is from RefSeq and is a predicted model, not a curated record. Gene Ontology annotation, biological process: protein phosphorylation; signal complex assembly. NCBI's taxonomy places the organism in Eukaryota, Metazoa, Chordata, Actinopteri, Syngnathiformes, Syngnathidae. The transcript is spliced from 30 exons. Gene Ontology annotation, cellular component: cytoskeleton; focal adhesion. Gene Ontology annotation, molecular function: protein tyrosine kinase activity; ATP binding.